AUGUCGAAUUCAACCCCGGCUUCUGGUGGGAAUCCACCUUCAACUUCAACACCCACAACUCCACAACAACAUAGGAAUAAUUCAGGUGCCAUCAUGACCAAUAAUACAACUUCCUCCCUAAGGACGAUUUCACCCUCUAAUUCAACAUCACGAAUGAAGAAACUAACAAGUUCCACGAACGGCACAAAACACGCCACAAUCGCAACCCCUCCAAAAUCGUCUCAUGGAAAUAGCAAUUCAAACACAUCACCAUCAUCUAUAAAAUCACCCGGAUCAAUUUCAUCUGCAACUAUGAACGCUGGGAGUGGGAAUAAUGUACUUCCUACAUCUGCAACUUCUUCAAGCUCAGCUCCAACCGGUACAAGAUCCAGAUCUCGUUCAUUAACACAACCUCAUUCGGGAGUUCAUUCAAUCAAUACGCAAUAUCUUGCCCAGGAGAAGGCAUAUCUACGUAAAAUAAGGAAUCAAUUCGUGGAUGAUUAUUAUACGAAGGGGAUAAGUGGAGCCAAUGAAUAUCUUCGUGAUUUUUCUAAUGAUCGUGAAUUGGGGGGAAAAAGAAAACGGAAUAAUGAGAUAUACGAUGAUAAUGAAGAAUAUGAAUAUGGAGAAGAAGAAGACGAGGAGGAUGAGGAUGAUGAUGAGGAGGUUGAUUUUGAUACUUCGAAUGAAACUAUUAAUGAUAAUAAUGCAAGUUUAUUAUUAGUUGAUAUGGAUGAUCAUGAGAAAGAUCAAAUUGAUUAUUCAUUGGCACUUUCAUUAAUGAAGAACACAAAUCUUAACAAUAUAUCCAAUAAUAAAAGCAACAAAUCAAAACCGCUUUCAAGAUUAAGUAAGGAUGAUACUGACGACCCGGCGGUUAUUGAACGUUUGGAAUGGCAAUCAAUGUUAACUGCAGUUUUAACAGGUGACGUUGUUCGGUCGGAAAAAACCAAAAUAAUCAACAAUAGUAAUCCCGACAGUUCCCAGGAAUCAUACAUCCAUGCAACAUUUAAGGAUAGUCUUUGGUUUGGUAUAAAUGCCAAAUUAUUCAAUCGUACCGAGGAUGAUCAACGGAAAAUAAUCGCCUAUAGAAGAACCUUAGUUGAUCAAUUGAUUGAAGAUGUGAUGAAAUUCGAAAUAAAUUAUCAAGAACCAGUACGAAACCAAGUUGAAACUAUAUUAUCGAGAUAUGAUGAAUCAUGUUCCUUAUGGAAGACUUUGGAAGAUAUGAGAAAUGAUAAACCUGCUUGUCGUAGUAUUGAAUUUCAAAAUCGAAUAGAUGCCUUGACUGCUUGGUUAUCCAUUACCGAUGCUAUUAUGAGAGAAACUAAGUCUUUGAAAUUAUGGAUCGGGAAUGAUGAAUUGGAUGUUACAAAGAGUCCAGUAGAGCCACUUUCAAGUGGUAGUUCUACUAGUAGUGGUGGCAAACUGAUGAAGAAGAUAUUUGAUGAGGAUAAUAAAUCAUUAGCUGAAAGAUUAAUGAAAGAGAAGGAUGUACAUACGAUUUUCCGGAAAAGAAUAUUUAAACCAAUAUCCCCAUGGAUGAUAAAAUCUAAAGAUACAUAUAUUCGUCUUGGAACGAUAUUUGAAACUUUGAAAUUACCUGAUUAUAUUCAUGAUUUAAUUGAAAUAUGUAUUAUUCCGAUGAAAUUAAUUAAAGAGAUUAUAAAUGUUAGAUUAAGUUAUGCCAUGAAAUUACAUAAUCCUACAUUAAUGAUGAUUGAUCAAAUGAUUGACGAUUUUAAAUCAUACAUCACCAUUGCAUUGGAAGUCAAGACUGGAAUCCUGGAAUAUAUCAAAACCGACGAACUGCGAAAUUGGAUACUUACCGACUUAUUUGACAAUGAAAUCACCGAUUUCGACACCGUGGUCCUUCGAUGUGUAAGAUAUUUCCUCAUUUUAUUAAAUCGAAAAUUAUUAGAUAGUUCCCGAUCUCCAACAACUUUCCGAACAUUCAAAGAACCGGAUGAAUUAGAAGAAGCUUGGGAAUUCUUACAACCCCUUGGAUUCCAUAUUGAUGGUGGUAGCGUGGUGGUGGCUGAACAAAUCACAUUGCUUACUCUGAAACUUAUCCAUCGUCUCUUGGCUUAUUUCAACACUCAGAUCAGAUCUCCACCUAAUGGGACCCAGGAUUUAAUGAGAUGGUAUAGUUCUACUACUGAGAAUUUUGGACAAUUGAGAAGAAAGUUGGCGAGAUUUACAGGGGGGAUUUCGAGGGAUUUUACAAAUUCGUUGGUGUUUGAUAUACCCAAUCUGUCACUUAAUAAUAAUACAAAGACGUUAUUGGAGAUUUUGAAAUCAAGUAAUCAUUUCUUGGUAUAUACGGGGACAUUAGAAACUCAAGGGACAUAUUUCUUUGCUAGUCCUGAUUUGUUGGGUAAAGAACUGGAAAUUUUGAAAUUGAUAAAUGGAUCAUAUAUCGGAUUGAAUAAUAAACGACUGCCUGAUUUUUCGAAUUUAUUGAAUUUGAUUACUGUUAAUUCUGAGAAUUCCAUCAAUAGUGGAGAUGAUGAUAGUCGUGAAGAUUUGGAUAGAUUAGAUAUGAAUGCAUAUUAUUCAUAUGUGGUGGCUUUGUGUCCUUUGAAACCUAUUGUUUGGGAAGGUCCUGUUGUGAACGUGACAGUUGAUUCCGUACCUAUAACUGAUGUAAAAAAUGGUCAAUUGUUGCUUAUUACAAGAUUACCUUAUUUCGAACUACAUAUUAUCCGGGACCAUUUCUUAGAUCUCAUGAAUGAAGUAUUUAUGAUUCCUGGAGGGAUGAAACCGAUUGAACAACGAUGUUCAUUAGCAAAAGUCCAUCAUGAAUUAACACGAACUAAUAAGACUUUUUUCAAAAUGGGCUUAGCUGUUUUAGAUUCAGUCAAGAUAGUGAAAGAAAAAGUUAAGAAAUUAAAUCCUCGUGAAGGUGAAUAUCAAACUUUGAUAAAUAAUUUAUUUAUUUAUGCUCGAGAUUAUGGGAAAAAUACAAUUCGAAAUUUAGAUUCAAGUCGAAAAUCUACCAUUAUUAUGAAAUUAAUUCAACUUUCUAUAGAUUGGGUCAGUUUUAUUUGUGAUGAUUGUAUCCAUACUGACCGGAAAACAUUCAGAUGGUGUGUUCUUGCAUUGGAAUUUGCCAUGGAUAUGACUAGAGGAUUUAAUGUAUUGGUUUUAAAUGAAGCACAGUUUUAUAAAUUAAAAGCAAAAGUUGCCAGAUGUAUGUCAUUAUUAAUUUCCCACUUUGAUAUUAUGGGAGCUAGAUCUAGUGAGGCAGAAAAGAAUAAAUUACUUAAAUGGACUAGUCAAAGACAUCAACAAGGAAUUGGUAAUUCAGAAGAUGAUGAAUAUAUCGCCAAAGUGUAUCACGAAGAAUUAAUGUCUCACAUCAAUGAGAUUGAAGAAUAUAGACGAGAUUUGCAAGAACAAUUACUGUCGGUGGGACGAGUCUUGGAUGUUACUGACCUGGAAUAUCAAUUUGUCACAUUAUUAGCCUCGUCGUUUUCUAGUGUUUCUAUAAGAUGGCAAAAGGGGAGAUUUAUAGGAGGUGGAACUUUUGGACAGGUAUUUUCGGCGGUCAAUUUAGAUACUGGUGGAGUUAUGGCAGUUAAAGAGAUUAGAUUCCAUGAUUCGCAAUCAAUCAAGAAUAUCGUGCCUUCAAUCAAGGAAGAAAUGAAUGUUUUAGAAAUAUUGAAUCAUCCAAAUGUUGUACAGUAUUUUGGAGUUGAGGUCCAUCGUGAUAAAGUGUAUAUCUUUAUGGAAUAUUGUGAAGGUGGAUCACUUUCGGGAUUGUUGACUCAUGGAAGAAUUGAAGACGAGAUGGUUAUUCAAGUAUACACAUUACAAAUGUUGGAAGGAUUGGCCUAUUUACAUCAAUCAGGAGUAGUUCAUCGUGAUAUCAAACCGGAAAAUAUCUUACUUGAUCAUAAUGGUGUCAUUAAAUUUGUUGAUUUCGGAGCUGCUAAGGUCAUAGCCAAUACUGGUCGUACUCGAGGUGGAUCAGGAAUGGCUACUAAAUCAUUACGUACGUCCUUAGCAGAUCCCCACAACCCUGGAAACAACAAUCAUCUUAAUUCAAUGACAGGUACACCGAUGUAUAUGUCACCAGAAGCAAUUACUGGUACCUCAUCUCCAGCCAUUGAUCGUAGUGGAGUGAUUGAUAUAUGGUCAUUAGGAUGCUGUGUAUUAGAAAUGGCUACUGGAAGAAGACCUUGGGCUAAUUUGGAUAACGAAUGGGCAAUAAUGUAUCACAUUGCUGCAGGACACAAACCGCCUUUACCUUCGCCUGAUCAAUUAAGUGAUGGUGGUAGGAACUUUGUAGCAAGAUGUUUGGAGCAUGAUCCAAUGAAACGUCCUAGUGCGGUGGAAUUGUUGAGUGAUCCUUGGAUGGUUUCUAUUAGGCAGCUUGCGUUUGGUACUGGAAGUGGUGAUAUGCUGAGUAGUACGCCAUCUUCAGAAACUGGUGGUCUUAUUGAGACAAUGAAUUAG
Hemisphaericaspora subhashii is the source of this 4440-nucleotide messenger RNA. RefSeq names its product mitogen-activated protein kinase kinase kinase (gene SSK2). Gene Ontology annotation, molecular function: MAP kinase kinase kinase activity; ATP binding. The transcript has a single exon. The record is from RefSeq and is a predicted model, not a curated record. NCBI's taxonomy places the organism in Eukaryota, Fungi, Ascomycota, Pichiomycetes, Serinales, Debaryomycetaceae. Gene Ontology annotation, cellular component: cytoplasm. Bases 1 to 4440 code for a protein of 1479 amino acids. Gene Ontology annotation, biological process: protein phosphorylation; stress-activated MAPK cascade.